Macrosiphum euphorbiae (potato aphid) is the source of this 246-nucleotide messenger RNA. The record is from the annotation of a GenBank genome assembly. Lineage: Eukaryota; Metazoa; Arthropoda; Insecta; Hemiptera; Aphididae.
AUGGUGAACGUUGCACGGAACGGUCGGUACAAAAAAGCCUUCUCGAAAACGCCGACAAUCAACCGGAUAACCAACGAUUACGAGACGGCAGCUACACCGCACUGGUGCGUUACUGCAACUCCGAUGCGGGCAGCACCUAGUAUAGUAAAGUACAUUUUCGUCUCCACUACGCGGGUGUCGUGCAAAACAGUGGCUGUUGGACUGGACGAGCGGAGGCUGUUUUCUCUUCCACGGCAGUUCCCGUGA